Messenger RNA from Girardinichthys multiradiatus, 3360 nucleotides. It is a transcript of the gene etv1, whose product is annotated as ETS variant transcription factor 1. The record is from RefSeq and is a predicted model, not a curated record. Gene Ontology annotation, cellular component: nucleus. The transcript has 13 exons. Gene Ontology annotation, molecular function: sequence-specific DNA binding; DNA-binding transcription factor activity, RNA polymerase II-specific. Gene Ontology annotation, biological process: regulation of transcription by RNA polymerase II; cell differentiation. Lineage: Eukaryota; Metazoa; Chordata; Actinopteri; Cyprinodontiformes; Goodeidae. Bases 277 to 1908 code for a protein of 543 amino acids.
CACACUGUAUGUGAAUAGAGCCCAGGAGGGGAUGAAGACAGAACUGUGUGAGAGGAGAGGAGAGGAGAGGAGGUGCAGGUGUAGUUUGCCUGAGUGUUUUUAAAUAUUAAAUAACUAUGGUGCAAAGUUAUUAUAGAUAAUCUGAAAGGCCACACUUACUGAUACCGAGUCUACCCGUGCAAACCGCCUGCAGCCGGGCGUGAUUGACUACCAGCAGCUAUCUGAUCUACUGAAAGACAUUGACAACCAAUAGGAAGCGGAGCGCGGCUUGUUUCCAUGGGGAGCCCCGGGAGGCGAUGCCAAGCCGCCAGAAAGAAGCUCAGCGAGCGGGGAGAAGCGCAGACAGUAGCCGGGACUGGUGCAGCUCCUGCCGGCCGCUCCGUGGCUUUCUGUGCGCGGAUGAAAACGACGCACAGGGGCAAGCGUUUGAAAGGAGAGGGGAACUUUGCAGACUGGAGAUCGAGGAGAAUGGAUGGAAAUCACGAUCAGCAAGUGCCUUAUUAUAACUCCAAAAACCUGCAAGAGAAGACAUCUUGCUAUGAGAGUCCAGCAAACAACAGAAAAAGAAAAUUCAUUAAGUCCGACCUGGCUGUGGACACUGAAGAGCUCUUCCAGGACCUCAGUCAGCUGCAGGAGACUUGGCUGGAAGAAGCUCAAGUUCCCGACAAUGAUGAGCAGUUUGUUCCAGACUUCCAGACAGAAAACUUGGCUUUCCACGGACUGCAGCUGAAGAUCAAGAGGGAGCUGCACAGCCCAUGUUCAGAGCCCAGCUCCAGCUGCAGCCAGGAGCGGCCCUUCAAGCUCCAGUAUGGAGAGAAGUGCCCGUACAGCAUCAGUGUCUAUGAACAGAAGCACCACACAGGAAUGAAGCCCUCCAGCCCAGUGACGCCCCCCUGCAGCACCCCUGUGUCCCCCCUUCACCAUGGUUCACCCACAUCAGCGCCUACCCCCAAACCGGACCGGACUUAUGCCCACAUCCCGUCCUCGCAGCCUCUUCCUGACAGCGGCUACUCCAUGGACCACAGAUUUCGACGCCAGCUCUCCGAGCCGUGCCACUCGUUCCCGUCCCCGCCGACGAUGGCUCGGGACAGCCGGCCCAUCUACCAGAGGCAGCUGUCAGAGCCCAGCAUCCCUUUCCCUCCUCAAGGCUUCAAGCAAGAGUACCCAGACCCCCUGUUCGAGCACCCAGCCAUGAUGGGAGCACCGCUCCCCCACGGGUACCCAGCCAGCAUGAUGAUCAAGCAGGAGCCAAGGGACUUCACUUAUGACUCAGCAGAAGUGCCUAGCUGCCAUUCUGUCUACUUACGACAAGACGGCUAUUUGGCUCACACUAACAGGACUGAAGGUUGUAUGUUUGAUAAAGUGGCGAGGCAUUUCUACGAUGACACCUGUGUUGUGCCUGAAAAGGUUGAAGGUGACAUCAAGCAGGAGGCAGCCCUCUACCGUGAGGGUCCAUCAUAUCAGCGUCGGGGCUCCCUGCAACUCUGGCAGUUCCUGGUGGCUCUUCUAGAUGAUCCGUCCAACUCCCACUUUAUCGCCUGGACCGGCCGUGGCAUGGAGUUUAAACUCAUUGAGCCAGAAGAGGUGGCACGUCGGUGGGGGAUACAGAAGAACCGGCCAGCAAUGAAUUAUGACAAACUCAGCAGGUCGCUUCGUUAUUACUACGAAAAGGGAAUCAUGCAAAAGGUUGCCGGUGAGAGAUAUGUCUACAAGUUCGUGUGUGACCCCGAGGCCUUGUUCUCCAUGGCGUUUCCCGACAACCAGCGGCCGGUGCUGAAGACGGACAUGGAGCGGCAGAUCAACGAGGAGGACACAGUGCCGCUGUCACACUUUGAUGAAAACAUGGCGUACGUUCAGGAGGGGCCCUACUGCCAGCCGCAUCCCUACAGCGAAGGCUACGUUUAUUAACAACACACACACACAUUCACUCUGCUGUGCUGCCCCACCUCCUCCAUACACCUGAGACUGUCAUGUCCUCUGAUUCACCGUCGCUCCGGGAAAAAGACUGAACACACACACACACAUACACAGUGACACUUCCCUCAAUCUGUCCAACAUAAACACACUCAGUCAUCCUCUUUUUCGCUCUUCUCUUUCUGACGUCCAGAGAGUGCACUUUAUGGACAGGAACAGCACCAGAGUCUGUGUUUGGCUUUUUACCCGUUUAUGUUUGUACAUUAAUGCUGAAAGCAUUCUGUUUAUUUUGUGUUUUAUUAUCAUUUUGAGCAUGUGCUGCCCUGAUGAGACUGGAUUCAGCAGCUAAAACUUUGGUUUCCUGCAAAAAGAACUCUUCUCUACACACACAAGUGAAGCAAAUAGAACAAGGAAAAACUAAAGUUUUUUUCUAAUGCAAACAUCUACUGGAAAUCUAAAACUACUUCUGUGGUAAAGAGACAGUUCUUUGAAAGAAUGAUGUGAUAGUGAAAAAAAGGACAUUUUACCUGUGCAGGUGAGAACUUCCUCACCUCGAAGCUGACCACAGCCCUCUGCCAUGACUCCAACCAAACUGUAGAUCUCAUCAUGUAGGUGUUUUAGCUGUAAUGACAUAACCUCCACUGGAUUAUUCUCUCAUCAGCUAAAAAAUAAAGCCUUGUGGGUCACGACUUUGUUCCACUACGAGGAUGCACUGGAAUCUUAAACAACAAACGUAUGUUUAGGGUAAUCAUCAGAGAAAUAACUCAGUCGCUGGGUAAAAAAAAACAAAAAAAAAGAAAAAACUGAUUUGUAUUCAUUUUUCAUUCAGGUGUUCAGUUUUUCAGUGAAAAACAGGUGACGUCUAUGUACAGUUAAAAUUAAUUCAGAAUACCUAUUGCAUCCCUAAAUAAAAAAUAAAAACUGGAUUUCAUCAGCAAAAAUAAAAAUUACAUUUUCUUUUUAUUUGUUCGGUUCUGUUCCAGGUGAAUGCAAUGUGUAUGUUUGUUUCUGAAAACAAGUUGCUUUGCCAUGAUUAGUUUGCUUCUUGGUAAAACAAAAAAAUAACUAUUUAGAAGUUUAUAAUGUGGUGAAUUAAAGAAAGUCGUGUUAUAUUAUAAUGUUGUAUAAUCAGGUACCUGCACAUUUUGUUGCUGCUUCAAAUUGUAAGUGUAUUUUCCAGUCUCAAGAUAAAAGGAGAUCAAAAAAUCCAAACCAUUUGGCAACUUUGGCCUGCUGCUCUGUUUUUCUGUUAUUUAGUUUGUUUGUUUUUUUCUUUCAUCCAAUGCAUCCAAAAAAAAAGAAUAACUCUGGUCUGUCUGAGUUCUUUUUGGAGGUUUACGUGUGAGGGAUGGGAUUGGCAAUAGGAACAUUCUGUAAUAAAAUAGUUAAAAAAAACAAAAUUAUGUCCACUUGUUAAUGCUUACAUAAUUAAACAAUCACAUGAAA